UUCACGGGCGUUCGCGGAGCCGAUCGCGAAUCCGCUCGGGACGACCUCGGCUGCACAGAAGAGGCAGACGUUGGCAGUUUUCUCGGCACUCAGACCCAAGGGAUGGAUGGGGUAAAGGGUGAGCGCCGCGGAGGCAAGAGCUGGCGGAAGGAGAGAGAGGAGCGAGAGAGGAAGAGGGUCAGCACCAAGGCAACCAAAGAUUCGGAAGAGAAGAAGGAGAAUGAUGACCCAGAGAGUCGCAGAGAGGAAGGAAUGGCAAAGAAGAAGCUGGACGAAGAGAACAAGAUAAAGCAGCAAGAGGAGUUGGCAGCCCUGGCAA
This is a messenger RNA of Penaeus monodon (black tiger shrimp), 319 nucleotides long. Its product is annotated as vicilin-like seed storage protein At2g18540. The record is from RefSeq and is a predicted model, not a curated record. NCBI's taxonomy places the organism in Eukaryota, Metazoa, Arthropoda, Malacostraca, Decapoda, Penaeidae.